UACUCUUUUAUACAAACAAUCUGUAAUCUUAUCAGAAGUUAUGAUUGCUAGUUUGUUGUCAAUAUGAUAUAGAGAAAUUCUAUGGGUCAAAUGAUUGUUAUUGAAUCAAGUUGGAACGCAUUGUAGAGGACAAAGCCGAUGGCGUCGAAGAUGAUAUUACCUACAGUUUACUGAAGUUGGUGAAAAUGUGAGUAGCAAAAGAGAUCAAUGCCAAGGGUAGUAUGUAUUCUGCGUCAAGGCACUUCCAACAAUGGUUAUACUUCUUAUUUGAGCUCUUGCUGAUCUUACCACAUUCUCUUCUCUGCCUGCAUCUACGACUAUCAACAACAACGACAAUCGAAUACAAUUUCUUGAAAUCAAACUUUUUUAUUAUUCAAUCAUUCAAUCUAACCCAUCCAUAUGUCUAUUUAUCUGUUAUACCCAGUAUAUAG
This is a messenger RNA of Halteromyces radiatus, 431 nucleotides long. RefSeq lists its product as uncharacterized. The transcript has 3 exons. The coding region runs from base 222 to 431 and encodes 69 amino acids. The record is from RefSeq and is a predicted model, not a curated record. NCBI's taxonomy places the organism in Eukaryota, Fungi, Mucoromycota, Mucoromycetes, Mucorales, Cunninghamellaceae.